CUUUUGAGUUCAAGAGUGGCUGAAAAGCAUUACAUCCUUCCCUCAUUCAGAAAGAAACACUCUAGCCUAAACACCACCACCAUCAAAGGAGAAAUAAAAUGCUGUCAUUCAAGAUACUGGUUUUGGCUGUUUUGAUUUCAACUGUGUUGGCGGGACAAUGGAAUAGCAUAUGUGCUGGAAAUCCUUCUAAUGCUGUCAGAGGCUGUGAUAAACAUGGGUGUGGAGACUAUAGUGCUUAUAGGAGAGGCCAAAGAGCACACCAAGGAGUGGAUGUAGAGUGUACAGAUGGAUCAGCUGUGUAUGCCCCCUUCACUGGAACAAUUAUUCGUCAAGCCAAACCUUAUAGCAAAAAUAAUGCAAUUAAUAAUGGUGUACAAAUAUCUGGAGGAGGUUUUUGUGUCAAAAUAUUCUACAUAAAGCCAGUUAAAUAUAAAGGCCCUAUCAAGAAGGGAGAAAAACUUGGUGUUCUUUUGCCCAUGCAGAAAGUUUAUCCUCACAUUAGAUCACACAUACAUAUUCAAAAUUGUGACCUGAGUGACCCCACUGUUUAUUUGUAAAUGGAAAAAUGAGGUUUAACUUUUUUUAACAAUAAAAAACAUCAGCAUAUAAACUCCUCUCUAUAAUCUACAUUAAACUCCUCUCCUAUUUGUUUUUCAAUGAAAUCAUGGUCAUAUGAAAAACUGGUCAUAGUGCAUCAACUUUGGCUUGAUGGUGUUAGAUGAGAUUCUGUGUGUAAUUCUCAGAGUAGUAUUUAGUUUGUAACCCCAAUUUUCAAAAGCCCAUUGUAUUACUAUUCCUUGGAGUAGAACUGCCACCCCCCCAAAAAACUUUUAGUUUUCCUGAUCUAUUUUCAAAAACCUUGAGAAGAAUUUAUAUGUACACUGGGAAGAAAAACCUAACUAUAAAAUAAGCUGAAGGAGGUAAAAUACAGUAAGUUUCAUACUUUUUGGGAAAUCUAGGGACAGGGAAAUAUAAUUAUUAUUAAGGCUACAAAGAAAUGGGAACGUUCAAAACUAUACUGACAAAGUACAAUUAAGCUUGGGAAAGGAAUCAUAGACAAAAACUAGGGUAUAAGGGAAGGGGCUGCUUAUAAUGGAUACUAAAAGGAUGAACCCUGUCCAGGUGUGGGUCUUCUUGGGAAAGUGUCUCUGAUACAAUGGGAAAACUACCUAAGACAAAAAGUACUUAGCUUUUGUUUAGCCUUACCUAACUGGGAUUGUAAAUUACCUUAGGAUCCAUUAUUCAAUCUGAAACUGCUAUCCUGAGAUUCCCUUCAGAGUGGAUUCUCAUGGGAACAAGAAUAAGUACAAGCUUUGGGGUCUCCAAUUUGUUAGCCAGUUCUAAAACUUGAGGUUCAUCAGAUUUUAUGAGACUACAAGUUUGGGGUUUCUAGAUUCCAUGUUGAUAGGCUUAAGAGUUGAAACACCACAGUUCCCACCUUCUGUGUGAUUGGACAGAAGGGAUGAGAAUGUUGUGAUUAUUUUAAAUGUCUGUGAUUGUACCAAUGUUAUGGGGUCCAGAUGGGUACCCCUGGGGUUUGGAAAGGAUACCUUUUGCAAGAAUGCAAGACUCCAAAACUUAGCUUAAAAACAAAAAGAGAAAUAAGAAGAAAUAAGGCUUGUUUGGGGGUAUUGAAAUUUGUUUCUGCACUACUGAUAAGCAGACUUUCUCUGAGCUGUAAUGGGUAAGAUUUGUCUUUUAAGGAAAAAGAAGGCUUCUGGGAUCUAAUGGUAACAAAGUACAAAAAGGACAGAGAAUGUCCUGGUAUGGUUGGAGAAGGCAACCCAAGGCUCACCUUGGACUUUUCUGAUCAUCUAGGAUGCUAAUCCUUGAGUGAAACAAUAAUGGCAUGAACCAGUGACAGCCUUGGCUUGUACAUAAAGCCACUCACUCUGGUCUUUGGGACAUGAGGAAAUAUUUUCCCUGUCUGCCUUUUCCUUUGUGAUAAAUUCCCAUAAUCAACACAAAAUACAAAUUGUAGAAUUAAAGUUUCCAUUUCCCCAAACAACCUAUUAGAUAAUAAUUGAAAAUUCUUAAAUUAUUAGGGAACAUACUUUGAGAAGUAGGUGAAGUUUAUUAAUAGAUGGCUUGUAUUUGGAGCCUUAAUUUACCACAGUUGAAGUUUGAAUCUUGAACUUGGAAAUAUAGCUCAAAGCUUUCUGAAUUUCCCCCAGAAUCUGGGGUAAAGAAAUUAAUCUGUAAAAUAUUGUUACUCAAGUGUUUAUAGAUGUUAAUGUGUACUUUGCAGAAGGAUAUUCUUUAACAGAAACAUCACAUGCCAACUCUGCAAACAACUCAGGAAUCCAAUUUCCUAAAGGGAUCUAUUCCUGUCAGAAGAUGAUUUCUGAAGAUGGAGUCUGUUGGCUAAGAUACUCAAAUGCAAAUGUGUGAUAUCAAUUACUAUUGUAUUAAUUUUCUCUGUUUAUAGCCGUUGCUCUGGUUUUUGCCCCAGUCCUGGUUUUUACACUUCUAUCUUAGGGACUGACUCUCCCCAUUGUGACCUGUCUACCAAUCAGGGGAAGCAGUCGCUGGACAUCCUUCAGAUCUCCAGGCAGGUCCCCACCUACGUAUGACCCAGACAGUCACUGAGGACACACCCCUAAAGGCCCUGUGAGCACAGACUUUCCUUCCCUGUUCAAGUUUUGGCUACUCCCCUGUGGGAUAUGUGGACCUUGCAUUUGUAACCUUGUCACUUCUCUAGUUGCUUCUAGGGUAGAAGCACUUAUGGGAAUCGCCCAGAUAUCACUGUAACCUCAGCAACUAUUCCAGCCUGAAACCCUGGACAUUGCCUACAGUCAAUACCUCUCCCCUGACAAGAGGCAGGGAUAGCUCUACACCAUUCUCAGCUCUGAAGAAGCUACACAAGACUGAGACCAUCACCCCUUUUCCCUUCGUUAUUUGGAGAGGGAUGGGGAGAUGAUAUGGGUAUUGUACCCCCCGAUACUCGGGCAAACUACUGUCAGGAAAGUUCCUUUGCUCCCUUGCAUCCUUGUGACUCCUAGCCUAAGGCAUCUAAUGACCUCUAUAGGACUCUAUGUUAUUCUUUACUUUUAUGCUUGAUCAUAUGGGGUUAGUUAAGGAAUCUAUGUUCCAUACAUUCUUAAUCACCUAGUAGCAUUCGUCAAGGAUUACAUUAAUACUGUCCAGCUAAUUGUCCUUUGCCAACAUUAUCAAACCCUGAAACUAUUGAAUCCCCUUAUGAUGAUAUGGUCACAUGAGGAAGAUUCCUCAUGUACAGCUGAAGACGUGUGGAAUGAAGGACAAGCCCUGGAAACUAUUUUCUACCUGACCCCCUUGCCCCUAGCGCCCCUGCAGUCAAAGUUAAUGUACUAGGAACUGAUAAGGACCCCAGGCCCAGGAAUUCCUGUUUACUCCUGUCACCCCAGGAAUUCCUGUGCACUCCCCCUACCACUCCAGGAUAAAAAGCCUGCAAGCCCCAGACUCAGGGCUCAGCCAUUUUUAGAGUGCUGUGUCCAAACUGAAGUUUGUUUGAUAAACUCCGUCCUGUGUGUUACAUUGUUGGUCUUUGUUUCAUUCUUGGGAUCGAUAACAGGACACUUCAAGGGUAGUAAGGGCUAGGUAAUAGGGGUUAAGUGACUUGUCCAGGAUCACACAGAUAGGCAGUGUCUGAGGCCAGAUUAGAACCCAGGACCUCAAUUUCUGGGCUUGACUUUCAAUCCACUGAGCUACCUAGCUGCCUCCUCAGUGCCUUUUUUCUAAUGGCAUGUGCUCACAUCAUUUCUCUGAGCCAUAUUUAUGUAAUUCUUAUAAUAUUUCUAACUUUUUUAUCAUUAUGUCUGUUACAGUGAAUCAAUGAUCAAUAAUCUUUGAUGUUAUUAUUGUAAUUGUUUGGAGGAACCACAAAUUGCAUACAUAUAGGACAAAUGAACUUAAUAAAUAUAUAUAUUUUGACUAUUCAA
Monodelphis domestica (gray short-tailed opossum) is the source of this 3920-nucleotide messenger RNA. Lineage: Eukaryota; Metazoa; Chordata; Mammalia; Didelphimorphia; Didelphidae. The record is from RefSeq and is a predicted model, not a curated record.